Messenger RNA from Aaosphaeria arxii CBS 175.79, 1757 nucleotides. RefSeq names its product MFS general substrate transporter. Gene Ontology annotation, biological process: transmembrane transport. NCBI's taxonomy places the organism in Eukaryota, Fungi, Ascomycota, Dothideomycetes, Pleosporales. The record is from RefSeq and is a predicted model, not a curated record. Gene Ontology annotation, molecular function: transmembrane transporter activity. The transcript has 5 exons. Bases 1 to 1611 code for a protein of 536 amino acids.
AUGGCGAAAGAAGCGAAACACGCCGAGUCGGAAACAAUCUCAGCUGAGCACUAUGAGAAUGUCUCAGACGGCGGAGAGACGGGGAUGAAGAAGAUCCAACAGCCAAAAGCUAUUGGAACAGUAACGAUCACUGAUAUGAAAGAUAUCUUUCUCGUUCCUUCUCCAAGCGCAGAUCCCAGGGUCUCAAGCUUGUCACUAUCCCUAGUGUCUGGAUUCGGCGGUCUCCUUGGGUUCUAUAUUCCCCAGUAUGCCGAGAAAGGCGCAACAUAUGCAGAUAUAACGGCCCUUAUGACAUAUCCAUCCAUGUUUAUGGGAAUUGGUAAUUUGAUCUGUAUGCCUUUGGCCUUGGCUAUUGGGCGACGACCUGUCUUUCUCGGCUCCUUGUUGUUGCUUAUUGCUGGAGCAGUUGCAGCAGCAUAUGCUAAGGAUUACAACACUCACCUCGGCAUGCGUAUGUUGCUAGGUCUAGCAGCAGGUCAGAGUGAAGCAUUGGUCCCAAUGAUGAUUCAAGAAAUCCACUUCGUUCACGAACGCAGCACAUUCCUCAUGUGGCAGUCCGCUGUUCAAACAACCCUCGCUGCAGUAUACACCAUUUUUGCGUCCCCGAUUGCGCAAGCAAUUGGACCAGGAAAUUGGUACAUCCUCGGGGCAGGUCUUUGUGCAGUAACAUUUCUCGUGUCUAUUCCAUUCGUCCCUGAAUCUCGAUACGACCGUUCUCUUGCAGCCUAUGGCCAGUUUUCUAGAGAAGAGGGUGGCGAAGGGAACGAAUCUCGAGAGACUGCCGCGGCACCUGUGAAAUUGACUGAUCGUCCUGCGCUGGACACCACUCGUUAUAAGCCAAGAACAGUGUGGUCGGAUAUGCAAUUGAUGGUUGGCAAGGCCGAUUGGCGUGAGGGUUACUAUGGCUUUAUCAAUACUUUUCAGAUUUUGCUUUUCCCCAAUGUCUUCUGGGCGUUUUGUCUCAACGGCCUGACAAUUGGAGUGAACAUUGCAAUUGGAACGACAUAUGCCGGGCUAGUUGCGGCGCCUCCUUACAACUGGCCCGACUCCUCUGCAUCAUACGUCAAUGCUGGACAAAUUGUCGUAGCUUUCGUUGCCCUGCCUCUUUUAGGCAAUGGGUCGGACUUUAUCAUUAAAUGGCGAGCGAGACGUAAUGGCGGUGUUCAUGAACCCGAGAACAGGCUUUUGUUGCUCUGGAUCCCACUCAUCGUCGGCGUCCUUGCAUCCAACUUGUACGGCCAGGCUGGUUCGCAUCCAGGUGAUUAUCACUGGUUUGUCUUUGUGUUCGCGAAUGCUGGGUACUAUUUUGCAUUCGUGGGAGCGAACAUUGCAGCCAUCACGUACCUUCUUGACUCGUACCCUACACGAUCUGGGCCAGUCCUUGUUGUCAUUACCGCAUUCAGAGGCUUUGUCAGCUUUGGUGUUAGCUAUGGUGUGUCGAAGUUCAUCGACAAUGCUGGAUACGACGGUUCAUUCGGCACUUACGCAGGAUUGACGGCUCUUCUGGGUUUACUGGGAAUUCCCAUUUUCAUUUACGGAAAGAGGAUCAGGACUUUUACAGGCCGGUAUGCAACUAAAGAAAAGACAGGUCAUCCUUCAAUGUCCCAUUGAGAGCCUGACAAGUCGUGUAUCACAAGGGACCAGAUGCAGUUUAUGGUUAGUUGACUGGUUGGUUGGGCGUGAUUAUUGAGAAGAAAUCGGCCUUGGUGAUGAUUGCCUCAAAGGAUUUGUUCCAGAUGGCUAGAUGUAACCUCGUC